GGUUAACCGAGAAACGAAAUCCAAGCGUGAUUGGCUCAAGCGAGAGUUUCCCCGCCCCAAUCACCGGGACCCCUGGUGGCAGCUGGAGGGCCCUCCCGGCCGGAGGGUUUAAAGAGCGCGUCCCGGGGAACCGCUCAGCUGGAGCGACCGAUCGGUGCCAGGCCAGGUGUACGCGUCCGUCGGUCCUUCCGUGCCAGCGCCGGAGACCAACCCCGGAGGCCACCCGGGCCCGUCCCUGCGCCCGGCACCAUGAAGCAGGAGUCCGCAGCCCCGAGCACCCCGCCUCCCUCCCUGUCCCCUGCACCCUCCGCGCAGCCCUCCUGGGGGGGUGACGACCCCCAGGCCCUGUGGAUUUUCGGCUACGGCUCCCUCGUGUGGAAGCCGGACUUUGCCUACAGCGACAGCCGCGUGGGCUUCGUCCGUGGCUAUAGCCGCCGCUUCUGGCAGGGAGACACCUUCCACAGGGGCAGUGACAAGAUGCCUGGCCGAGUGGUGACCCUCCUUGAAGAUGGUGAGGGCUGCACUUGGGGUGUGGCAUAUCAGGUUCGAGGGGAGCAGGUGAGCGAGGCCCUGAAGUACCUGAACGUGAGAGAAGCCGUGCUUGGCGGCUACGACACUAAGGAAGUCACCUUUUAUCCUCAAGACAGCCCUGACCAACCCCUCAGAGCGCUGGCCUAUGUGGCCACCCCACAGAACCCCGGUUACCUGGGCCCUGCUCCAGAAGAGGUCAUUGCCACACAGAUCCUUGCCUGCCGAGGCUUCUCUGGCCACAACCUUGAGUACUUGCUGCGUUUGGCAGACUUCAUGCAGCUCUGUGGGCCUCAGGCACAGGACGAGCACUUGGAAGCCAUCGUGGACGCCGUAGGAACCAUGCUGCCCUGCCCUUACCUCACCGAGCAGGCUCUGGCACUGAUCUGAGGAGCCGAGGCCCUGCAGGGAGCGUCCCCGUGGACACGGAUGAACAUCAAUACGGAGUUCUUGAGACAGACUUGAUGGAGCUUGGGAGACUUGGGAAGGCAUGAUGGGUGGCUGGGAACUUUGUGUCUUAUGCCCCUGCCUGUCUGCUGGUCUCCGACCCUUUCCUGGCGGACCCUGACUUAACUACUUGAAAUUUUAUUUGUUGCACCAUGUUGGUGUGGUGGGCUGGGCAGGCGGGGGACCUGCCCUGGAUGUGGGCCCUGCUGUGCGGUGGCUCUGCCCUAGUCCUCUGGUACCUAACCAGAACUUCCCCCCCAUUGCUGCUGCUAAUUUUCACACCACCCAGACCCCGGCAUCCCCAGGGAGCCUGCAAGAGCCUUGAUCCUCUGUCUACCCAGACUAACCACCCCCAGCCCUGGAAACGUCACCUGCCCGUGUUCUUGGCCUGCUGGACAAGGGACAGCAGAGAAGGAGAGACAGCCCUUCAAAAGGACCAACGUCCAGCAUCCGUCUUCAUCUGCCGGGCCCCAGGGCAGAGCUGGCUCCUACGCAGAGAGACACAGCUGCUAAGACUGGGCUCCUUUCCCCUUUUGUUUCUUUUCCCUGUCUGUCUGUCUGUCUGCAUCACUCCUGUAGACCUGUUGGUCUAUUCCUGGGAAACAUCACUACAGGUCCCUUCUCAGUCUGUUCCACACUGUGAUCUAUAAACGGUCUUUAAUUACCUUUGCCAAAA
Messenger RNA from Psammomys obesus (fat sand rat), 1651 nucleotides. It is a transcript of the gene Chac1, whose product is annotated as ChaC glutathione specific gamma-glutamylcyclotransferase 1. Bases 250 to 918 code for a protein of 222 amino acids. Gene Ontology annotation, biological process: glutathione catabolic process. Lineage: Eukaryota; Metazoa; Chordata; Mammalia; Rodentia; Muridae. Gene Ontology annotation, molecular function: glutathione specific gamma-glutamylcyclotransferase activity; gamma-glutamylcyclotransferase activity. Gene Ontology annotation, cellular component: cytoplasm. The transcript has 3 exons. The record is from RefSeq and is a predicted model, not a curated record.